AAGCUUGCUUAGUGUCUUCUUCUUCUGGCGAAGAAGACUAAGUGCACAUUAGAGAACCAUAUAAUUCGAACAACGCGCCGUGAACCUAAACAACACUUGAUGAAUCCAGGCCAAAGGGAAGCAUGCAUCUUCUUUCUGCAAAAAACAUGUUACCAAAGCUGCAAAGUAUUGUUCUUGAGUAGGUUGUGAACGUGAAAGCUUCAACAUGUUACGUGGAGAAUCUUCCUCAAACUCUUGGCGAUGGACAUACCAUGUUUUCUUGAGUUUUAGAGGAGAAGACACCCGUUUAGAUUUUACAGAUCACUUGUACGCUGCGUUAGUGCGAAAGGGAAUCAUAGCUUUUCGAGAUGACAAACAACUCGAGAAAGGAGAUGCGAUUGCAGAAGAACUCCCUAAAGCAAUUGAGGAGUCCCUUGGUGCCAUAGUCAUUCUCUCUGAGAACUAUGCUUCUUCCUCUUGGUGUUUGGAUGAGCUCAACAAAAUUCUUGAAUCAAAUAGAGUUCUGGGGAGGGAAGUUUUUCCAGUCUUCUAUGGGGUUAGUCCUGGUGAGGUUCAACACCAGAAGACCCAGAGUUUUUAUGAGGCUUUUAAGAAACAUGAAAGAAGAUCUGGGAAAGACACAGAAAAGGUGCAAAAAUGGAGAGAUUCCUUGAAGGAACUUGGCCAAAUUCCUGGUUGGGAGUCCAAACAUUAUCAGCAUCAAACAGAGCUCAUUGAAAAUAUUGUUGAAUCGGUAUGGACAAAACUUCGUCCUAAAAUGCCAUCUUUCAAUGAUGGGCUAAUUGGAAUUGGCUCUAGAGUUAAGAAAAUGGAUUCACUUCUAAGCAUAGAAUCGGAGGGCGUUCGCUUUAUCGGAAUAUGGGGCAUGGGUGGCAUUGGAAAGACAACAGUAGCGAGAGUUGUCUUCCAGAAAAUCAAGGAUCAGUUUGAUGUUAGCUGCUUCCUUGACAACGUUAGAGAGAUUUCUAGAGAAACCAAUGGCAUGCUUCGCUUGCAAACAAAACUUCUGUCUCAUUUGGCAAUAAAAGGCUUAGAAAUUAUCGAUUUGGACGAAGGAAAGAACACAAUAAUAAACCUUUUAUCCGAGAAGAAAGUUUUACUUAUCCUUGAUGAUGUUGAUGACACUAGCCAACUAGAUAAUUUGGCUAAGAGGGUAGAAUGGUUUGGACGUGGGAGCAGAGUUAUAAUCACAACAAGAGACACACAAGUAUUAAUAUCACAUGGAGUAGUUGAAAAUUACAACAUUGAGUUCUUAAAUUCGGAUGAAUCCCUUCAACUCUUGAGUCAGAAAGCCUUCAAAAGAGAUGAACCUCUAGAGCAUUAUUUGGAGUUGUCAAAAGUUGUAGCCAAACAUGCUGGAGGCCUUCCUUUGGCCUUGGAGCUUUUAGGUUCAUUUCUUUGUGGAAGAAGUGAAUUCCAAUGGAGAGAAGUUGUGGAUAUGAUAAAAGAAGUCUCUGCCAGUCAUAUUGUGAUGAAAUCGCUUAGAAUAAGCUACAAUGGGUUACCACGAUGUCAUAAAGCUUUGUUUCUUGAUAUUGCAUGCUUCUUCAAAGGGAGGGUAAAAGAGCUUGCAACACAAACUCUAGAAAUUUGUGACCGCUAUCCAGCAGUUGGAAUUGAACUUCUAGUUGAAAAAUCAUUGGCAACUUACGAUGGCUUUACUAUAGGGAUGCAUGACUUGCUUCAAGAAACAGCAAGGGAAAUUGUUAUAGAAGAAUCUCAUGUAGAUGCUGGAAAACGUAGUAGGUUAUGGUCUCUAGAGGACACAAAUCAAGUAUUAAAAUACAGUAGGGAAAAUGAAUCGAUUGAAGGCAUAGCUUUGAACUCACCCGAAAAGGACGAAGCAAACUGGGAUCCUGAAGCAUUCUCAAGGAUGUAUAAUCUUCGGCUACUUAUCAUAAGUUUUCCUAUAAAACUUGCUCGUGGCCUCAAAUGUCUUUGCAGUUCAUUGAAAUUUCUUCAGUGGAAUGACUUUUCUUUGGAAACUCUGCCGCUUGGUGUGCAGCUAGAUGAACUUGUAGAGUUGAAAAUGUAUUCCAGCAAAAUAAAAAAUAUUUGGAAUGGAAAUCAAGCUUUUGCAAAGCUGAAGUUCAUUGAUUUGAGCUAUUCUGAAGAUCUAAUUCAAACUCCAAUAGUUUCUGGGGCUCCAUGUCUUGAAAGAAUGCUUCUUAUAGGUUGUAUAAACCUUGUUGAGGUUCACCCUUCAGUUGGACAGCACAAGAGACUUGUUGUAUUGUGCAUGAAGAACUGCAAAAAUCUUCAAAUCAUGCCAAGAAAAUUGGAAAUGGAUUCUUUGGAGGAAUUGAUUCUUUCUGGCUGCUCAAAGGUUAAAAAACUCCCAGAAUUUGGAAAGAAUAUGAAAUCUUUAUCACUGCUUAGUGUGGAGAAUUGCAUAAAUCUUCUUUGCCUACCAAAUUCUAUUUGCAAUUUGAAAUCUCUUAGAAAACUCAACAUUUCUGGCUGCUCAAGAUUGUCAACACUGCCUAAUGGUUUGAAUGAAAAUGAGUCUUUGGAGGAGCUUGAUGUGAGUGGCACAGCUAUAAGAGAAAUUACUUUAUCAAAAGUUCGUUUAGAAAAACUUAAAGAGCUCUCCUUUGGUGGAAGGAAAGAACUAGCACCCAACUCACAAAACUUGCUUCUAUGGAUCUCAAAGUUUAUGAGGCAACCAAAUCUGAAGGAGUCAACCAUGCCUCCUCUUUCCAGCUUACUUGCCUUGGUGUCCUUGGAUUUAAGUUACUGCGACCUUAACGAUGAAUCAUUUCCUAGCCACCUUGGUUCUCUAUCAUUGUUGCAGGAUUUAGAUCUAAGUGGUAACAAUUUUGUUAACCCACCUGCCCAGUGCAUUAUUAAUCUUUCUAUGUUGCAGAAUUUGUCCUUCAAUGAUUGCCCAAGACUUGAAUCCUUGCCAGUGCUUCCACCAAAUUUACAAGGCUUGUAUGCAAAUAAUUGUCCUAAAUUGAAACCAUUUAAUUUGGAUGAAGAAAUGCUAUGGAAGAUAUAUGAGACACAAUCACGUAUGGAUCCGAUUGAAGGGCCCGAGGUUUGGUUCAUCAUACCAGGGAAUGAAAUUCCAUGUUGGUUUGACAAUCAAAACUGCCUUGCAAUUGAUUCAUCACAUCAUCCAUAUGACAAGUUGGGUUGUGAUUCAGUUACAUCAAUAACAGUGGAUGUACCUAAGGAUUGCCAGUUAAGUAAAUGGUGGGGAAUUGCAGUAUGCCUAGUAUUAGAACCUUCAAAUAUGGAGGAGGAGGACUCAUCUCGAUCUUAUGUGAGACCAACUUCUACAGGAAAUGAGGAAAUGUGCAUUUAUUAUUGGGUCUGUAAAGCUCCUGAUCGAGACCCUGACCCAAAGUUUCCUAUAGCAUCCAAGUUUGGACACUUGGUUUACAAACUCAAUGACCCUUACAUCCAUAUUAUAUUCUUGAGUGCUGAUCAUGUAUAUAUUCAGCAUUAUCUAAGUGGGGAGCAAAUCCAACUCCAAUUGAUAUUUUUUGUGGAGAAUUGUUCUAAGUCAUGUAAGGCAACAAUAAAGAAGUGCGGGUGCCGUGUGGUAUGUAAGGAAAAAAUUGAAGAAUGGCGCAAGCACUCAGAUGGUCUUAAUAUAUCAAGAUUAACAGAAGUGAAUGAUGAUGAGGAAUUUCGUCGUGAAUUGGUGGUGGAAGAGCCUACUUCUCCAAAUACAUUCUCUUCAACGGACAAAACAGCAGUAAACACUGCCCUUGAUUGUGAUAAUGCAUAAUGGCAUGGAUUUGGAUACGCCUUCUGGGAAGCUAGAGAGACUUGUCAAUUUUCACGGUAUCAGUCUUUAAUGAGAUAUGUGUUCAUAGAUCUGUUGCUGAUCUUACUUCACUUACGUUUUGUUCAGUUUCUGUAGUUUUGCGUUGCUUACAUGUUUAGUUCUGCCAUAGAAAACCUUUCAAAGAAAGUUCUACUUCUUGGCUACAUUUUUGUUGUUUUGGUUGAAGGAUCCUCCUCUGUUUUCCCUGAAUCUUAUGUAUAACCUUCUCCUUUCGCCAUAAAUAUAAAUAGCCAAUUAAGCAGAAUAA
Messenger RNA from Glycine soja, 4046 nucleotides. Its product is annotated as TMV resistance protein N-like. Bases 206 to 3739 code for a protein of 1177 amino acids. The transcript is spliced from 6 exons. Gene Ontology annotation, molecular function: ADP binding. Gene Ontology annotation, biological process: defense response; signal transduction. NCBI's taxonomy places the organism in Eukaryota, Viridiplantae, Streptophyta, Magnoliopsida, Fabales, Fabaceae. The record is from RefSeq and is a predicted model, not a curated record.